UUAGAAAGUGACUGGUUCGAAUCGAAAUAAUUCAGAGCUGGACAUUAAUCCCUCCAGGUGUAGCAUGUAAUCGUUCUGAUAACAUUUAGCCAUCCCCAGAAGCUCCCCAGAAAGUAAGAGAGAGUUUUGUGUAGAAAAUUAGUCGAGGGUCGAGAAAGGUUUCCGUAUAAAACCGUAGAAGAUGAAUCCUCAAGUGCCGCCGUUCGAAAGUCCUCAACCCCAAGAUUCAGAGCUCAGGUGCUUGCCAUGUCGAGUUCCCGGUUGUGCAUGCGCAUCCUCUUUGGAGUUAUCAUUUGUCUGGGACAUAUUCAUAUUUCACCUCUGAAGGCAUUUGCACAGACUUGGUGUGUAGCCAAUCCAUCGUUAGGUUAUGAUACUCUCGAAAACGUGGAAAGCUAUGCAUGCAAUUACGUAGAUUGCUCUUCAAUUCACAGCGGAGAUCCAUGCUUUGUCCCCUCGAACUUGUUUAGUCGUGCAUCCUUUGCCAUGAAUGCUUACUUCCAACAGGAACAUGAUUGCACAUUUAGUGGCUCUGGACUCAGAUCUAUUACUGAUCCAAGCUACGGAAACUGCAAAUUUGUAGGUUCAGAAGAAAUGAUUACUGCUCCAGCAGCUCUGAGUAAAUGGUGUAUUGCAAAGCCAACUGCCCCUUACAGUUUACUACAAAUGAACAUUGACUUCGCUUGUAGUCAAGUCGACUGUAGCGUAAUUCAAACCGGUGGUGAAUGCCAAUUACCAGACACUAUAAUGAACCACGCGUCUGUUGCCAUGAAUCUUUACUACCAAUCAUUUGGCAGAACAGAUUUGAGCUGUCAUUUCAAGUCGACCGGCAUGAUUGUGAUUGACGAUCCAAGUUUUGGAACUUGUUUAUACAAAAGAAAAGGGAAGGAAGGAGGUGCUGGUGUGAGACUCGUAAAAAAGCACGGGAAAUCUAGUGUCAUUUUAAAAUUGAUAGUUGCGUCGAUAAUUACUUUUGGGUUGGUAGGGACUGUAACUGUUGUGUGCGUGUGCCGGCGUUCUCGGAAUCCCUCACAAGCAAUAAAAAGUGAGAUGCAACACAUGCCAACCCCAGCCCCCUCUCAGUCCCAGCCACAGCCAUCAUGUUCAGUGACAGUAUCAGUUCCCUGUGAGGCGGUAUCAGUUCCUCUCAGUCACCCUCCCGGUCCUUCUCAAACACAACCCAAGAAAGACGACGGCCAACUUGACAUUUUUAUUUCAGGUAAUCAAGUCAAUGGAAACAAAGGAGACCAUAAUGGACAGUUCUCCGUUGGCAACACUAUACACAAGACUGUCCAUAUCAGCAUUUAGUAAUUAAUGUUAAAACAUAUUGAAGAUUUGGGCAAGAUAUGGUUAGAGAAGAUUUGAUGAAGAUAUGGUUAACUUGCAAUUUACAUUUGUACAUGUGGUGAAUCCUCCAUUAUUGCAAAGCAAACAUGGUGGUCCUGCUGCAGCGUGGUACAAUCAGUCUUUUUUUCAUGAAUUAAUCAAGUGCAUGGUGAAGUAUGGAGUCUCCUUGUUAGGGCCAUACUUUCUUCUGUUGUAAUCAGUUUAGUACAUACUUUCCUUAGUCCUUUUUUCUCUUUCCUUUGUCUAUAUAUAUACUCAUUCUUGUAAAGGUUCAGCAA
Messenger RNA from Rosa chinensis, 1625 nucleotides. RefSeq lists its product as uncharacterized. The transcript has 6 exons. The coding region runs from base 247 to 1308 and encodes 353 amino acids. The record is from RefSeq and is a predicted model, not a curated record. Lineage: Eukaryota; Viridiplantae; Streptophyta; Magnoliopsida; Rosales; Rosaceae.